CCGGUUCUUAAAAGCGAGUCGGACAUAGCUGUUCGCGAGGUGUGUGUCUCUGCUUGUGCACAUUUUUUAGCGUUGUCAGAGGAUUCUCUGAAGGCAAACUGAAUAUAGAUUUAAACUCGUUUGGAAAUAUUGCACAUGAAGAAGGUGGCGUGUUUAGCUAGCUACAGACAGUAAUCUGGAGAAAACCAUGUCAGUCACUGGGCUACCGGAGGAAGUGUGGUACCAUGUGUUUGAGUUCCUCUCGCCUCCUGAUAAGCUCAGCGUUCGUGCGAGCUGCAAGUUCUUUAAGAGGGUGAUAGACCGCCCUGGCUUGUGGAGGAACAGCACGGUGUACCUAGAAAAAAUAACUUCAUAUAAGUCUCAUUUCUGGAGGACUCUCAGCAAGAGGAAGACCAACUCGGUUGUGGUAUUAAAGGCAAGUGGUGUGAGGGAGUGGACGGAGCUGGGAUGCCGCUUACCCUGGCUAGCCUCACUCACUAUACAGGUGUGUGGUGACCCCGAAGCUCUUGGGACACUCCGUCGUUUAAAUAAGCUGAAGAGGCUUGAAAUUCGCCAGUGCCGCUGUCCGAGCCUUGCAGCUUCACUGCCAUCGCUGCUCCAGUUGACACAUAUCGGUAUAUGUGAGGUCGUUUGCGCCCCCAGAACGGACAUUAUUAAUGCUGUUUCCCAGCUCCCUAACCUCACAUCUCUUCACUAUCAUGAAAGCAAUAAACCUAUUCCUAAGGCAGCUCUUCACAAAAUCUUGCGGUGCCUACCAAACCUAAAACAUUUGUCUUUAAAAAUGGGAGCAAACCAAAGCCCUCUGCCCUGUGAUUACUUCUGUCCUGCUAAAGCGAACCAAAUGUCUGGUGAGCCAGUGUGUGGAGCUCUAGGCCUGACCAGUCUGGAGCUGCUGAACUACAUGGACCCCAUGCUCUCUCCAGUAGCCCUGCAAGGCCUACCCUCCCUCAAAAGUUUGACUGUGCAGUAUAGAGGCUGGACUCUAGAUUCAAGCCUGUGUCACCUUAAAACAUGGCUGUCAAUGCUGCCACUUCUCUCAGAGCUCAGCAUUUCUUUGGGGUAUCAGCUUGGUGCCUAUGCUAACUCGGUGCCUGGAACAGUGCAGAGCUUGUCGCUUAAAGGAGUGGUGGGGGAGCUGAAGGCCUUGUGGGAAAUGGCACAAAAGGUGCCUGAUCUCUUGUGCCUUCACUUGGACCUGUGCUGCCAUGAAAGGCACAGCUUUAUUGCUGAGGUUCCUCAGCUUUUCCCUAAGCUUCAAAUCCUGAAAAUUAGACACCACAAUGUUCCUGAAACAGAGUUUCUUCAGCUUUCACAGAUGUCCUAUCUUAAGUGCGUAGAGGUUUUAGAUCCUCACAAUUUGAGCCCCAAUUCAGCUCUAAUGGAUCUGACUCACAAACUGCACAUCCAGACCAACAACAGAGUCCAUGUGAUUUAUUCCUCAGAACCAAAGGAUCGAAAUGUUUGCUUUUGUGCAAAAUCUUGUUUCAAUUUUUCUGUUCCACCUUAAAUGGCGCCGCGUUACAUUCUGGCACCUCAGGCACCAUUGAAGGUGGAACAGGUAAAUUCGGACGAGAAGCUGGAGAACAAGAACCUGACUUCAUCUUCGUAAAAAGUAGACCAUUCAGAGACAUUUUAUAAGAAACUGUUGUACUUUUGUGUAAAAGUUUCCAGUUGGUGAUGCAAGAAAAGUGGCUACAGCUGAACUAAAUUUUAAAGCAGAAGAAAGUCUGCAUUGUUGUUUAUUAUAUUUUUACUCUACACUAGGAAAUUUGCAUGUACUGAGACACACGUACAGCCAAGAUGGUAAAAUGGACUCAAAAUGUUGUGGCUCCCAAGGUGGUUUGAUUUGUUGAAAAGACAAAAUGACUCUUACUAACAUUUGGUUGCCGACCCCUGCAAUAGCUUUUAUUGUAGUGAAGCGAUGUUUUUAAUGAAAAUUUAUUUUUGCCAUUUGUGAAUCGAUUCAGAAUCAUCCACGUCCACAUGCGAUGCAUAUAAAAUCGAUUCCCCCCAGUUGCAGAAGAAGAGCAUCAGGAGAGUGUGACAUCAGUCUUUUAAUUCCUUCAAGCAUAAGUUGUAUGAGGCCUUGAAAUAUUGUACCAGAAGCAGUUGGUAGCAUUCUCCAAAGAGCAUGGGUUCACAUCUUUAUUCAUUUGAUUUGGGUUGUCAGCUGGUAGUACAGAAAUACUGAUUUUAUAGACACUGUAUUUCCAGUUGUGAAGAAAAUGAAUUGCUCCAAUGAUUUCCUGCUAAUUACUUGGAAAGGAAUAAAAAAAAAUCUUAAGUAAUUGCCUAAGCUGCUCUCUUGGUCACCUACAAAAUCAUAUGGUUAGUGCCAUCAUCAUGAGUUAAUAACAGUGGCUUGUUUUCAGAUUUGAUUUUGCCUUUGCUAACCUUUAGUCACACUGUAUAAGAGGGUGAUUUUUGUCAUUGAUAUGAUCAGCUAACCAUGAAGCAUUUGCUGGAUGACUCGGCAAAAAAAAAGUAAACUAAUGCCAGACUAAUGUCUUCUGAAUGACUGCACAAUUUUCAUAUGAAGAGAAAUGUAAAACUAUGGAAUGGGAAACAUGUGACACGUUCAGAAGACAUGGUGUCUGACAUGUUGCGUUAGCAAACAUGGUGGCCCGACGCCUUAAUGAGAGACACUACUUGUACCACUGUAUGUAUAGCUCAAUAAAUAUUGCCCGUAUCAGUGUA
Messenger RNA from Pygocentrus nattereri (red-bellied piranha), 2697 nucleotides. RefSeq lists its product as uncharacterized. The transcript is spliced from 4 exons. The record is from RefSeq and is a predicted model, not a curated record. Gene Ontology annotation, molecular function: protein binding. NCBI's taxonomy places the organism in Eukaryota, Metazoa, Chordata, Actinopteri, Characiformes, Serrasalmidae. Bases 188 to 1507 code for a protein of 439 amino acids.